AUGAUUCAAGACGCAAGGCCGAGAAAUACAGUGGCCGUAUAUGAGCCGAAGCAGAAGGAGUUCAGGGACUUCUGUGAGCGCAAGCAGUAUCAGGAUGCAGAUACCGUUACAGAAGACAAGCUCCUCCUCUUCCUUGUUGAGGAGGUCGCGGACCGGCCGCUCAGGGCCAGGAGCCGCAAGGCGGCUGAGGAUACUCUGCAGGAGGCUACGCGGCUUGCCUGGCGAUCAGUCCGCAGCUAUACGACUGUAUUUGAACACCCAGUCCAAACCCCAGAACUUUCCAAGGCAAAUCUUAGGACUCACAACCAACUUCGUGCUAUUCAUGGGGAUCCGAGAUCCGAAAAGAUGCAGAAGAAAAAGGGCCUGCUCGCCGAGAUCGGUGCGGCCGGUGAGGCUCUCUGCAGCGACAACCAUCUCACCACCGUGGCCUUGCCACUGUAUCAAUUGGAUGCCCGCGAUCCGAAGCAUGAACCUAAUCUGAGCUAG
This is a messenger RNA of Ilyonectria robusta, 486 nucleotides long. RefSeq lists its product as uncharacterized. NCBI's taxonomy places the organism in Eukaryota, Fungi, Ascomycota, Sordariomycetes, Hypocreales, Nectriaceae. Bases 1 to 486 code for a protein of 161 amino acids. The record is from RefSeq and is a predicted model, not a curated record. The transcript has 3 exons.